Molecule: messenger RNA, 981 nt
Organism: Paramuricea clavata
Lineage: Eukaryota; Metazoa; Cnidaria; Anthozoa; Malacalcyonacea; Plexauridae
Source: the annotation of a GenBank genome assembly
AUGGGAAGGUUAAACCACCACAGCAAAGAGCGGAUAAUAAAAUUGAAGGAAGAAGGCUAUAAACCAUCUCAAAUAUUGCGAAUUUUAGAAAGUGAAGGGGUAGAAAUUUCAAGAGUUGGAUUGUGGAAGUUUCUCCAGCGGUUCAAACAAAACCAGACGCUGUCGACGGCAGCACCGCGGCGAAAGAAAAGCAUUCCAAUGGACGUUUUGAAUUUUAUUGAUGCGCAAAUGGAAAGCAACGACGAGUUAACAUCCCCAAGACUUCAACAAUUGAUCGAAACGAACUUUGGCUGGAAGUUUUCGUGCUCGAAAAUUAAGAGAUUACGAAGGAAGUUAAGCUGGUUGGCCACGUGGUCAAAAUAUUGCCAACUCGUGAAAGAAGUUAAUCAACCCAAGCGACUAGAAUUCGCUCAAAGAUGUUUGAAUAACAAAGAUAAUUUUGACGACGUCAUUUUUACAGACGAAAGUUCAAUCCAAAUGGAGUGGCAUGGAAAAAUAACUUUUCAUCGUUGGUGGGAACCACCGAGACAAAAAGGAGUACCAAAGCAUCCAUAUAAAGUCCACGUUUGGGCUGGCAUUUCGAAGCGUGGAGCAACCGGGAUAACCAUUUUCACUGGAUGCAUGAAUGCAGUAUUUUUUGUAGAAACGAUUUUGAGAAAAACUUUGCUUCCAUUCAUCUCAACGCAUUUCCCAAACGGCCAUCGUUUUCAACAAGACAACGAUCCGAAGCAUACGAGCAACCUAGCGAAAUCCUUCUUCGAGGAAGAAGCGGUAAAUUGGUGGAAAACACCGCCAGAGAGUCCAGACCUCAACCCCAUCGAACUUGUGUGGCAUGAACUUAAGCAUCAUCUAAGAACAAUUGUCAAACCAAGAACGAAGGAAGCUUUAGUUGACGGCAUUACCCAAUUUUGGGCUCAAGCAAUGACUGUUGAAAAAUGCAAAAGAUACAUUAAUCAUGUAAAAAAGUUUUACCAAUUGUAG